UCCAAUCGACUCCAGAAAACUCUGUCCGCGGCCACGGCCUAGUGCUUUCGUUCCCUGUCUCCCGUCCUUUUAUUCGCUCAUGUCCGUCUGUCCGAACCCGAACCGAGCGGGACCCGCUGCCGUAUGACGGGGUAAAUACGGACUGUCGAUUUAAACUGAGAUUUGACCCCGAAAGUAAGUGAACUUACAGUAAACAGAGUGAGGAAGCGAUGACAUCCCGGAGAUUAAUGUGGUACCUUCAAGCAUUUGGAAAUUGCUCCCAAGAAUGAACCAGACUUGGAUCUUGGAUGAUUUCUUUUGAUUUUCCCAUGAUGUCAAGCAAAGAGGCACUGAGUUUGAAGGUGGUUCCAUCCCAACAUUACCGGAGUGGAGGCUGAGAACCUUCUACUCACUCGUGGUGUAGAUGGCAGUUUUCUGGCCCGUCCUAGCAAAAGCAACCCUGGAGACUUCACGCUUUCUGUCAGGCGAAAUGGCGCCGUCACCCACAUUAAGAUCCAGAACACGGGAGACUAUUACGAUUUGUACGGGGGAGAGAAGUUUGCCACGCUAGCUGAGCUGGUGCAGUAUUACAUGGAACACCACGGACAACUGAAAGAGAAAAAUGGAGAUGUCAUUGAGCUCAAAUAUCCGCUCAACUGUGCCGAUCCCACUUCAGAGAGGUGGUUUCAUGGUCACCUGUCUGGUCGUGAGGCUGAGAAGCUGUUGACAGAGAAGGGCAAAAAUGGAAGUUUCCUGGUAAGAGAAAGUCAGAGUCACCCGGGUGAUUUUGUGCUGUCGGUACGGACUGGCGACGACAAGAUGGACAGCAGCGACAGCAAACCCAAAGUCACCCACGUCAUGAUACGCUGCCAGCAUGAUCUGAAGUAUGACGUUGGUGGUGGAGAGAAAUUCGACUCUCUCACAGAUCUGGUGGAACACUACAAGAAAAAUCCCAUGGUGGAAACGCUGGGUACAGUCCUGCAGCUCAAACAGCCUCUGAACACGACCCGCAUCAACGCUGCAGAGAUCGAGAGCCGGGUGCGAGAACUCAGCAAGCUGGCAGAGGCCACCGAUAAGGUCAAACAAGGCUUUUGGGAAGAGUUUGAGACGCUUCAACAGCAGGAGUGUAAACUGCUCUACAGUCGCAAAGAGGGACAGCGGCCAGAAAACAAGAACAAGAACCGAUAUAAGAACAUUCUACCCUUCGACCACACGCGAGUCGUAGUGGACGACGGUGACGCAAACGAGCCAGGAUCCGACUACAUCAACGCCAACCUCAUCAUGCCUGAAAUUGAGACCAAGUGCAACAAUUCAAAGUUGAAGCGGAGCUACAUCGCCACACAGGGCUGCCUGCAGAACACCAUCAGCGACUUCUGGAGAAUGGUGUUCCAGGAGAACUCUCGAGUUAUCGUCAUGACAACAAAAGAAGUGGAACGGGGAAAGAGUAAGUGUGUGAAAUAUUGGCCUGACGUGUCCGCGCUGAAAGAGUAUGGAGCCAUGCGUGUACGGAACGUUAAGGAGACGUUGGCACAUGAUUACAUUCUGCGAGAGCUGAAGCUGUCGAAAGUUGGACAGGGAAAUACUGAACGUACAGUGUGGCAGUAUCAUUUCCGCGCCUGGCCCGAUCACGGUGUGCCCGCAGACCCCGGCGGCGUGCUGGACUUCCUGGAAGAAGUAAAAAUGAAGCAGGAGAGCAUAACAGGGGCUGGACCCAUCGUGGUGCACUGCAGUGCUGGAAUUGGACGAACAGGAACGUUUAUCGUGAUCGACAUCUUAAUUGAUAUCAUCAGAGAAAAGGGAGUGGACUGUGACAUCGACGUGCCCAAAACUAUCCAGAUGGUUCGAUCUCAGCGUUCAGGAAUGGUACAGACAGAGGCGCAGUAUAGAUUCAUCUACAUGGCCGUGCAACAUUAUAUUGAGACACUGCAGCGCCGCAUUGAGGAGGAACAGAAAAGUAAAAUUAAAGGACGCGAGUAUACCAACAUCAAAUAUUCUUUGUCUGACCUCACUGGAGGAGACCAGAGCCCUCUGCCGCCCUGCACGCCAACGGCAACCUGUGCUGAUAUGCGUGAUGACAGCUCUCGUGUGUAUGAGAAUGUGGGACUGAUGCAGCAGCAGAAGAGUCACAGAUGAGAUUCAGAUUCCAGCACUGUUUAAAACACGGGAAGUGCUUUUGUUGUUGCCAGCCGCUCCUGAACGCCUGAGAUGUGACCGUAAAUAUACGGAGAGAUGACACAAAAAAGACAAAAAAAAAAAGAAAAAAGUCUAGCGAGCGGUCCACAUGAGCUCAGAGACAUCUGGAUGGAGUGAAUUGGAUGCAUAGCCUUUUAACCCCACACUCUGAAACCACUGUGACUAUCAUGACGCCUUAUACUAAAAUAAACCCAAAACAGCCCCUGCAAAAUCACAUUCUUUUGGAUGUGGACUUUGCUCAGAUUCAUUCAGGCUAAAUUCAGCGCGUGUGGGAAAGCUUUAGCAUUUUUAUUCAUCUUGAAAAUAAUCCCUCGUUCAAUUUUUUUUGCCUUUCUCUUUUAAAUGAAGCGAGAACACUUUCUGAGAAGCAUUAUGAUAUUCUAACGGAAAGGGGACGGAGUAUCAGAAAUAAUCACGUCGUCUUUUACUAAAGUAAUCGGGAACAAAACACAAGGGAUUCUCGGCAAGGAAAGGAUAUUCUGAAACUAAUGAAAAGAUGUUCAGGUCCUAUUUCAACCCCAAAUCAAAAAGAAAGAAAUAUGAAUUUAAAUAUUUUGCAUUCAGAAAAUGAAGUGAGUUUAUUAGGACUGUCCAGAUUUUUUCAUCAAUUGAAAAUAAUUCCCCCCAAUUCUUAUUGUGAUGCGUUGGAAUGUUUUACUUGUGUGCACUGGGGGAAAAAAAGUACAAAAAUGCUGAGCAUUUUUGUCUUAUUUUCCAGUAAAAAUAUGUAAACAUUCUUAAAACAAGAUCAAUUUACUUAAGAAGUGACGAGGUAUUUUGCCUUGUUUUCAGAGAAAUCGAACACAAUUUAUUAAUGUUUAAGCUUAUAAGAAAAUAAAAAAUAAAAAUUGCCAAUGUGGUAAAAGCAAAAGCAAAAGAAA
Messenger RNA from Myxocyprinus asiaticus (Chinese sucker), 3053 nucleotides. Its product is annotated as tyrosine-protein phosphatase non-receptor type 11. The record is from RefSeq and is a predicted model, not a curated record. Gene Ontology annotation, molecular function: protein tyrosine phosphatase activity. Gene Ontology annotation, biological process: protein dephosphorylation. NCBI's taxonomy places the organism in Eukaryota, Metazoa, Chordata, Actinopteri, Cypriniformes, Catostomidae. The coding region runs from base 571 to 2112 and encodes 513 amino acids. The transcript has 17 exons.